CCGAUCCGAAGCGAAGAUGCCAGCAGAAGCCACCGUGAAAGCGCCCAAGAAGGGUUCAAAGAAAGCCGUGACUAAGACCGCCGCCAAGGGCGGCAAGAAGAGGAGAAAGAGCAGGAAGGAGAGCUACGCCAUCUACGUCUACAAGGUGCUGAAGCAAGUACAUCCCGACACCGGCAUCUCCUCCAAGGCUAUGGGCAUCAUGAACUCUUUUGUGAGCGACAUCUUUGAGCGCAUCGCCGGUGAGGCCUCCCGUCUGGCCCACUACAACAAGCGCUCCACCAUCACUUCCAGGGAGAUCCAGACCGCCGUGAGGCUGCUGCUGCCCGGGGAGCUGGCCAAGCACGCCGUGUCUGAGGGCACCAAGGCCGUCACCAAGUACACCAGCUCCAAGUAAACCAUCCCGCUGCUGUAAUCUACUAAACCAACGGCUCUUUUAAGAGCCACGCACUUUUUUCUUAAAAAGCAAAGUUUCAUUUAAAUUCAUAGAUUUGUGAUCUUUGAUUUAUCAAAUUUCCUGUUAAUAUUUAAUUAAAUAUUAAGUAACAUUCUUCAUAAUUGUCUUAAAUAUAAACUGCUGUCUUGAUUUGUUGUAUCUCCCUUCUUUCAAUGGGUCAGAGAAAUAUUAUUUCAGUUGUCUAGCACAUAAUGCAGAAUUGACAUUAAAGUUGACCUGCCAAUAAAGGAAAAUCCCCUUGUAA
Messenger RNA from Perca fluviatilis (European perch), 698 nucleotides. RefSeq names its product histone H2B-like. Bases 17 to 394 code for a protein of 125 amino acids. The record is from RefSeq and is a predicted model, not a curated record. The transcript has a single exon. Gene Ontology annotation, cellular component: nucleosome. NCBI's taxonomy places the organism in Eukaryota, Metazoa, Chordata, Actinopteri, Perciformes, Percidae. Gene Ontology annotation, molecular function: structural constituent of chromatin; DNA binding; protein heterodimerization activity.